This is a messenger RNA of Mollisia scopiformis, 2211 nucleotides long. Its product is annotated as CoA-dependent acyltransferase. Gene Ontology annotation, cellular component: cytoplasm. Gene Ontology annotation, biological process: amino acid activation for nonribosomal peptide biosynthetic process; secondary metabolite biosynthetic process. The transcript has a single exon. Gene Ontology annotation, molecular function: catalytic activity; phosphopantetheine binding. NCBI's taxonomy places the organism in Eukaryota, Fungi, Ascomycota, Leotiomycetes, Helotiales, Mollisiaceae. The record is from RefSeq and is a predicted model, not a curated record. The annotation marks the transcript as partial.
AUGUCACUUGCCUCGCAAUCUGCGAAGAAAGUUCGAUUAUAUCGGACUGGAGAUUUGGCAAGAUAUCUGGAAGAUGGGACGGUCUGUUAUGUGUGUAGAGUCGACAACCAGGUCAAGAUUCGCGGGCAGCGACUCGAGCUCGAAGAAGUAGAGAAGGCGCUGGAGAAUUGUUUGAAUGGAUUGGAGAAUAUUGCGCUCAGAAAUAUUGUUGUUGAUGCAAUAGCUUUCGCUGGAUCGACGAGCAAACAAUUGGUCGCAUUUCUAGCUCUCGGAACUGUAAGACCGCUGGGAUUCUUCAGCUGGGAGGGAGUUGAUGAUUCAUUCUUCCAGACUUCAAAGUCAGAGCAAGAACAUUUUUCGGAGUUGGUGGAGAGAAUUGAGACUCGAAUGAAAUUGGCACUUCCCAGCUACGCAGUUCCUUCCAUAUGGAUCCCACUCAAGUCCGUCCCAUUCACGGUAUCGAGAAAGAAGGAUCGGAAACGACUGCGAGGAAUAGUUGAAGCUCUAUCGGUGAAGCAGAUAUCGAUAUUCUCUAGUCCAACUCUCUCAAACGGUGUCAGCAAGAUGGAUGAUCCAAUAACGGAACAUGAGACGAAGCUUAUAAAGCUCUGGGCCGACGUUUUUCGUGUCUCUACUUCAACGAUUGAGCGGGAUGACAACUUCUUCUCUCUUGGCGGCGAUUCUGUUACGGCUAUAAAGCUGAUUGCAGCUGCGAGGACGAGCGGCUUGGAUUUGAGCCUCGAUCUAGUCUUCAGAUAUCCUGUUUUGUAUGAAAUGUCAUCUGUCACGAAGGCGUUGAUCGUCCGAGACGAAGACGUUAUUCCUGUUCCUGCAUUUAGUCUACUGGAUGAAACGUGGAGUGUGCAAUUAGUUCUAAGAGAAGCAAGCAAGCGGUGUCGUGUUGAUGCACAUGCCAUUGAAGACAUAUAUCCUUGCUCGCCCAUGAGUGAAGGUCUCAUUGCCUUGUCAAUGAAAGAUCCUGGAACAUAUGUUCUCCAAUUCGUGUACCAAAUGCCACGUUCUGUCGACAUCAGCAAGCUCAAAAGGGCAUGGGAAGUGGUAGCGAAGUAUACUCAACUUUUGAGAACUCGGUUCUUUGACUACAACUCGGAAUUACUCCAAGUAGUUGUUGAUGAGCCCCUCAAUUGGGUUGUCAUGGAUGAGGAUUUGAUCACGUAUCUGGCUGAAGAAAAGGCACGCAGAGUGGAUCUAGGAGAGAGGAUGUCGCGAUUGGCAGUGGUAAGACAUCAUGAAACCAAUGAUAAAUUUCUAGUAUGGACAAUCCAUCACGCUCUAGUUGACGGUUGGUCAGAAUCCGACAUCAUUUCGUUGGUGGAACAAGAAUACUUGGAAAUCCCGAACAAUAUAUCGACCAUUCCGAAGUUCGGCUCUUUCAUCAAGCAUAUCAAACAGCAAGAUACAGAUGCUGCACGGAAGUUCUGGCAACAGCAAUUCUCUGGUUCAACAAAUCUGAUGUUUCCACCACUGCCAGAUCCAAGUUAUGUGCCGAAAGUUCAGAGAUCGAAUCGCAUACUUCACCAUCUUGGCUCGCACGAAGAUGCGGAGCUUGAGCAUAGAAUCUCAAUAUUCAAGCGAGGUUCAGCGACUCCAGCAACGAUGAUACAAGCAGCAUGGUUUAUUCUGGUAGGACUCUACUCUAAGAGCUCGGAUAUCAUAACUGGGGUUACUUUGAAUGGCCGCACAGCACGACUCCCAGGUAUCGAAUCAAUUCCAGGUCCAACUGUGACCACCAUUCCAUUCAGAGCACGAUUUUCGCCAGAACAAACAGUGUCCAGUUUUCUUCAGAUGAUGCAAACACAAUACCUCGAUAUCCUCCCAUUUGCUCAGUUCGGGCUUCAGAAUAUCAGGCGCUUGAGCGAUGAUGCGGUCAAUGCCUGCAAGUUUCGCAGCUUGCUAGUUGUUCAAUCAGCUAACAAACCUCAAAGUGAAAGAAAAAUACUCCUUGGGCGAAGUUACUCGUUUCCAGUAAUGGACUUCGCUAUUGUCAUGGAGUGUGAACUUCUAGAUGGAAGCAUAGUCUUUCGAGCGACAUUUGAUCAUGCGGUCCUAUCCGAGAGCCAAGUCCAGCUUAUGCUUCGCCAGUUGGAGAGGAUCCUGCAAAAUGUUUCUGCAAGUGGACCUGAGACAACACUGAAGGAAGUGCAAAGGCUUCCAGCGGAAGAUAUGUCCGCCAUCGCAACAUUUACUAGC